AUGCGGCCCGCCGAAUACACGAGCCGUCCGUACGUCCUCAAGACGGCGCGCGGGAGCCUGCGAGGGACGGAAUACUGCACGCCCUCAGGCGAACCGGUGGUGUAUCGAUUCGCCAGGGUCCCCUACGCCCUCCCUCCCGUCGGCGCACGACGAUGGCGCCGACCUCAACCUGUGCCGUCGGACUUUUCGUUCGACGACCACGCGGGACAACCGGGCGACUACACGCGCUUCGGGCCGGUGUGUCCUCAACCUCAGUACCCGCACGGGCAGGCCCUCGUGGACAACGCGGCGGCGGCGGCUCCGGUCGACAACGUCCAGGACGAAGACUGCCUGUACCUCAACAUCUGGGUCCCCGCCGGGCGCGCGCCGACGGACGCCGGCGGGUGGCCGGUCCAGUUCCACAUCCACGGCGGAUGGCUCCAGGUCGGGAACGCGAUGCAAGACCACACGCACGACCCGUUCGACCUGGUCAAGGACGUGGCGCCGCGGGUCAUCGUGUCGCCCACGUACCGGCUCAACCUGUUUGGGUUCCUGGGCGGCGCCGAGCUCGCGUCCCUGGGCGAAGAGGAGGCGCCGUCCAACUUUGGCCUCUGGGACCAGCGGUGCGCCCUCGAGUGGACGGCCAGGCACGUCGGCCUGUUCGGCGGCGACCCGGACAACAUCACCGUGGGAGGGCUCUCGGCCGGGGCGAACUCGACCUUCUUCCAGCUCAACUACGACAGCGCGCUCCCGGCGUCGCAGAGGCUCAUCAAGCGCGUCUACCUGUGGUCCAACGCCGUGGCGAUCCAGCCGAACCCGACGCCGUCGCCGGCGCUGACGUCGCAGUUCGACGAGCUGUGUUCGCUCUUCGACGUCCCCCGGUCCGCCACGGCGGCCGAGAAGGUGGCCCGUCUGCGCGCGGUUCCCUUCGGCGACCUCGUCGCCGCCAACACCAGGAUGAAGAUGCACACGUUCCGCUCCAGCACCGACGGCGCCUUCAUCCUCCCGACCUUCCUCUCGUCGCUGCACAACGGGGCCCUGACGACGCGCCUCGCGCGCAACGGGACCUCCGUCCUGCUCGGCGAGGUCAGGGACGAGAAGGAACUGUACAAGUUCGUCAACCCGCCCUCCGACUACGCGGGCCUCCUGCUGCAGCUGGCCAACUACUACCCGAAGCCGGUCCUCGAGGCGCUGUUGAACGUCUACGACCUGCCGCCGCGGGACUCGACCGACGCCGCCGCCUGGGCCGAGGUCUUCAGCCAGAUGGUCGCCGACAGCCAGGUGCACGCUUCGAUCCGCGGCCUCACGCACCUCCUGCUCAACCCGCCGCCGGGCAACCCCAACGUGAGGGCGCUCCCCCAGAGCAGCGUCCACAGGUACCGCAUCGCCUGGCGCGCCGAGAGCGUGGACAACUGGCUCAAGCCCGAAGUCGGCAUCUGCCACGGCGGCGACAUGCCGUUGUGGUGGGCCACGGCCUGGCGUCAGGAUUUCCAGGAAAAGGACAAGCUCGCCACCAAGAAGUUCCUGGCGCCCUUUACACAGUUCCUGCGCGGCGAGCACGUCAGCUGGGGCUGCACGGGCGAAGACCGAGUGCGCUUGCUAGAUACCGAUGGCGAGGUCAAGGAGAAUGUCAAGGACGACCUCUGGGAACGAGGCAUGCAGGUCUUCAAUACUGUCUGGGAAGCCCAGAAAGGGCCUGUGGCCAAGGACACGUCUUUGGAGAGCCGUUUGUAA
This is a messenger RNA of Exophiala spinifera, 1713 nucleotides long. RefSeq lists its product as uncharacterized. NCBI's taxonomy places the organism in Eukaryota, Fungi, Ascomycota, Eurotiomycetes, Chaetothyriales, Herpotrichiellaceae. The coding region runs from base 1 to 1713 and encodes 570 amino acids. The transcript has a single exon. The record is from RefSeq and is a predicted model, not a curated record.